CCCAAUUAGAAUGAAAUGUAAUCAGAAGUAGAGUUGAUCGAGAAUUGAGAUGGAUUUUGUGGAUAUACAGCUGAUUGAUGAGGCAGAAAAGGGGCAGGUGGAAGGUGAAGAUGAAGGAGGAGAAAGUGUGGAUGAUGAGGUUAUUAGGGUUUUACGAGAAGCCCUCCACGUUGGUAGGGUGGUCGAAAGAGUUGACCUCUCCGGUCGCCACCUCAAAUUUCUCCCUGAGCUCUUUGGCAAGAUUCAUGCCCUCCUCCUUCUCGAUCUCUCCCACAAUCAACUCAAGAUGAUUCCCGACUCAAUUUCAGGACUACAAAAAUUGGAAGAGCUCAAUGUGUCAUCAAAUAUUUUGGAAACCUUGCCGGAUGCCAUUGGACUCUUGGUGAAUCUAAAGGUUUUGAAUGUUUCUAGCAAUAAAUUAAAGAAACUCCCUGAAAGCCUCGCUGGUUGCAGGUCUUUGAUUGAGCUGGAUGCAGGCUUUAAUGACUUGAUGUUUUUGCCAAAAAACAUCGGUUAUGGAUUGGUGAAUCUUGAAAAACUCUCUGUCCAUUUGAACAAGCUAAAAGCUUUUCCAAAUUCUCUCUGUGAAAUGAAAUCAUUGAAAAGUUUAGAUGCUCAUUUCAAUUCACUUCAUAGUCUACCUCAUGCAAUUGGUAAACUGACAGAACUUGAGGUCUUGAAUGUGAGCAGCAAUUUUACUGAUUUAGUUGAGGUACCUGAUUCAGUUGGUGAUCUAUUGAAUCUUAGAGAACUUGAUGUUAGCAACAACCAAAUUCGUGUCAUUCCCGACACUAUUUAUCAGCUUGAAUAUCUAACUAAGCUUAACUUAGAUCAAAAUCCACUUGUAAUUCCUCCAAUAGAUGUAAUGAACAAAGGACUUCAAGCUAUCAAGGAAUACAUGGUGCAGAGACGCCUUGAUAUUUUGGAAGCUGAGAAAGAACAAAGUUUGUCUGCAAAAAAUGAGGCGUCUUCUGAGAUGGGAUGGAUGGAAUGGGGCUCAUCCAUGCUCCAAAACGUUUAUUCCGGGGGAAAUACUCGAACUGAUCCAUUUUUGGAUCAGCAGUUGUAAGUGGCAUCAUUAUUUCAUACAUGUAUGGUUCUUUUUUUGUGGUUAUGCGAAGUUAAAGUUUGUAUUGACUAUGAGUAUAUUCUCUCAGUUGUUGGAUAAAUAAUGCUGAAUAAGUAACCUAUUGUAUGCAA
Messenger RNA from Salvia hispanica, 1200 nucleotides. RefSeq names its product plant intracellular Ras-group-related LRR protein 3-like. Gene Ontology annotation, cellular component: cytoplasm. NCBI's taxonomy places the organism in Eukaryota, Viridiplantae, Streptophyta, Magnoliopsida, Lamiales, Lamiaceae. Gene Ontology annotation, molecular function: protein binding. The record is from RefSeq and is a predicted model, not a curated record.